GAGUCUUGGGGCCUGCUGGGCCACAAGAAGGAAGCCCCGAGGAGACAGUAGAUUGCUGGAUAAAUCACAUCAAUUUCCCAAUGGAUUUUAUAUUGUUUAUCUUUUUGUCUGGGAUUUUCCUCCCAGACAUUAGCAAUCUACAGUCGAGUGUGGAACAGGAAUCAGAUGGGAUGUCUUCAGAUGAAGAACAGUAUUAUUCAGAUGAUGAGAAUCAGGCCAAUAAUGCCCCUCUUCGUGAAGAUGAAAAAAAUGUGGAUGCUAAUUCUGUUAUACAUAAAUCAGAAGAAAAUGAAGACGGUACUCCUGCUAAUGAGAAAACUGGCAAUUACUACAAAGACAUAAAACAAUAUGUGUUUACCACACAAAAUACAAAUGGCAGCGACUCUGAAAUAUCUGUGAGAGCCACAACUGACCUGAAGUUUGCUCUGAAGAACUAUAAACUCCUCAAUACAACUACAACUGAAAAAUCUGCCGAUGAAGAUGAAGACAAAUCUAAUGAACCCUCUCGUAAAAAUAUGCAAACAUCAACCCCCAAUGUGCCUGCAUUCUGGACAAUGUUAGCUAAAGCUAUAAAUGGAACAUCAGUGACCUUGAAUGGUAAAGAUCAAUUCUUUCAAGCAAUUCCAGGCUCUGAUUUGAACACUACCAACGAAGACAAACUAUCAGAGCUAGAGGGAAUCAAGCUCAAAUUAAUGCUGGGAAUCUCACUGAUGACCCUAAUCCUCUUAAUUCCCCUCUUGAUAUUUUGCUUUGCCACACUGUACAAACUGAGAUACCUAAGUAACAAACAUUAUGAAAGUCAAUACUCUGUCAACCCAGAGCUGGCAACUCUGUCUUAUUUCCACCCGUCAGAAGGUGUAUCUGAUACAUCUUUUUCGAAAAGUGCAGAGAGCAGCUCUUAUUGGGGCAAUGCUUCUUCAGAAGUGAGACGAUCCGGCUCAAAAAAGUCAAAAUCUAAAUCUAUGGAUUUUUCUGCAAGCUCUGAUCAAACAGUCUUAACAGAGGAGCCAGAAACAACUUUCUUUACUGCCGAGCAGCCAUCUUUCCUUCCUCCCAUGGAGGAGACAGACUUCCUUCCUCCAGAGGAGACAGAAACUUUCCUCCCUCCUGAGCAGUUGGAUGAGCAACUCGUCAGUGAGAAUGCGCCCAUUGUGGAAAUGAGUGAGGAGCCCAUGGUUGACGUAGAACUUGGUGAGGAACCUAUUGUUGAGGAACAAGCAAUCUCUGAGUAAAUAACUUUAAUUCUUUGGUUAUAUAUUUAAAAAAGAUCUUUGUGUCUCAUAUAAACAUUCUAAUUUUGGAACUGCAAAUUUCAGAGACAUUUGAGUUUUCUGAUGUCCUUAAGGGCAUACUCAAUAAAAAAUAUCACAGUUA
Mesocricetus auratus (golden hamster) is the source of this 1374-nucleotide messenger RNA. It is a transcript of the gene Eqtn, whose product is annotated as equatorin. Gene Ontology annotation, biological process: acrosomal vesicle exocytosis; fusion of sperm to egg plasma membrane involved in single fertilization; endocytosis. Gene Ontology annotation, cellular component: plasma membrane. The transcript is spliced from 8 exons. The coding region runs from base 81 to 1232 and encodes 383 amino acids. The record is from RefSeq and is a predicted model, not a curated record. NCBI's taxonomy places the organism in Eukaryota, Metazoa, Chordata, Mammalia, Rodentia, Cricetidae.